Molecule: messenger RNA, 1392 nt
Organism: Seminavis robusta
Lineage: Eukaryota; Bacillariophyta; Bacillariophyceae; Naviculales; Naviculaceae
Source: the annotation of a GenBank genome assembly
AUGGCACCCACCACAACCAGAGAUGCUGUUGAGGCACCCAAGAUUGAAGUUACCUUAACUCUCAUUUUGGGAAAGGACUACUUCCGACAGGUGGAAGAAUUUGGAGCAGGAACUGAUAGCGACCUUUCUCGAUUCUUGCUGGAAACUAGGCUAAAGGCGUUUGACUGGAUCAUCAAUCAAGACCCAAUGCAAUUGGAGUACAAUGCUCCUAAUUUGGUUCAGCGUUUUCUGCUGGUGCUCUUCUACUAUCAGACCACAAGGCACAAGCCAUGGAAAGAGUGCAAUCCAGCAGGAAUUUCUCAAGCGAGUGCAACAACCAAUUUUUGCUACCAGCCAGUGCAUUUAACUGGUGAAGCAACAUCACUUAUAUGGGGUGAUCAGUGGCUUUCUCCCAGUCAUGAAUGCCAGUGGGCUGGAGUGGACUGCCAAUCAGAGAAGAGGACAGUGGCUGAGCUACGCAUACAUUGGAAUCAUCUCAAUGGCCCUCUUCCCUGGGAGGUCACAAGAUUGCCACUGCUGAGGACUUUAUGGCUUAACUCCAACAUGCUUACUGGAGCACUCCCCCCCAGACUCUUUUCCAAAAAUGCAGGUUAUGCCCUGGAUUAUCUUGAUUUGCGCUGGAAUCAAUUUUCUGGCACUAUUCCUGCAGAAUGGGUUGCAAACCUUCUUGAAGGAAAUGGGGUACUUGCCUAUCUUCAACUGAACCAGAACGCGUUAACCGGGAGGAUUCCAUCAGAGUUGGGCCUACUCUCUUUGAAAAGCCUCAUACUCACAAGCAACACUCUGACAGGUUCUAUUCCACGAGAUUUAUUCUACCAAACUUCUCUAGAAUGGCUCUUUUUGGAGGGAAAUGAUCUCACUGGGACAUUGCCAAGUGAAAUUGGGCUGCUCACCAAUUUGAGUAACGUGAACUUGAAUUUCACACAGAUUUCUGGGGCUGUGCCCUCAGAGAUUGGCGUGUUGAGCAAGCUUGUUGAUCUGAUUCUCUCUAACACCAAGAUGCAAGGGACAAUCGCAGAAGAACUCUACAAGGGACUUGGCAGUCUGGAAGUUUUGUCGGUUAGCAAUUGCAACUUAUCUGGUACAAUCAACACAUCACUUGGCCUAAUGACACAUCUCAAAAGGCUGCACUUCGCCAACAAUCACUUCCAUGGCACCAUUCCCAAUGAGAUUGAGGCCUUGACACAACUAGCUGAAUUUUUGGUGAAUGGGAAUGAUCUAUCUGGCACAGUUCCAAUCUCUUUCUGCCAGACUCGUUAUGCUGGGGAAGUAGCUUCCAAGGUUGUGGCGGAUUGUUUGCCCAAUACAGAAACUGGAAUUCCUGCAAUCCAGUGUUCAUCCGAUUGCUGCACCAGUUGUUGUGAUGAGACAGGAGUUUGCCUUUCGAACUGA